Messenger RNA from Lacerta agilis (Sand lizard), 534 nucleotides. It is a transcript of the gene AARD, whose product is annotated as alanine and arginine rich domain containing protein. NCBI's taxonomy places the organism in Eukaryota, Metazoa, Chordata, Lepidosauria, Squamata, Lacertidae. Bases 104 to 493 code for a protein of 129 amino acids. The transcript has 2 exons. The record is from RefSeq and is a predicted model, not a curated record.
GGAGGAGAGGAGAGCGCUUGUUGUUGGGGUAAGGCUGGCAGCGGAGAUCUGCGCUCCAUCUCUCCAGUUCCCCGCAUCCUUGCCCGACGACCGGGCCCGCCUGAUGGAGCCCACCAGGACGAGCGCCGAGCAGGCUCCCUGCGAGGAAGCUUUUUGCAGCUCGCUGCUGGACGACAUCAAGCAGAGGCUGCGGCACGCCUUCCGGGGACCGGGGGGAGCCGCCUCGCCCCAGCAGCUGCUGAUGCCGUCCAGGCCCGCUGCGCCUUGCAAAGGCAGAGGGGUCGAGGUGGCCCUGGAGGAAGCGCGCAGGGCGCACGUCGAGGGCGCCAUUGCCUGGCUCCGGGUGGAAUUGUUGGAGAUGAAGUCCCAGAACCACAAGCUUGCCAAAACUUUGCUGGAUUUAAGCAUGGAAAUACAGAGGCUGAGAAAUGAAGCUGAUGGGCCAACUGCUCUAGAAUCAAAGACCCCGAGCUUUGCUGCAAGCUCAGAAUAACGGAGCUGCGUUUCAGGGAGAAAGCCAGAAGACGCAGCAUA